Molecule: messenger RNA, 2236 nt
Organism: Capsella rubella
Lineage: Eukaryota; Viridiplantae; Streptophyta; Magnoliopsida; Brassicales; Brassicaceae
Product: primary amine oxidase 2
Exons: 5
Coding region: 77-2128 (683 amino acids)
Biological process (GO): amine metabolic process
Molecular function (GO): quinone binding; primary methylamine oxidase activity; copper ion binding
Source: RefSeq, a predicted model, not a curated record
CCAUCACGAAAGUGUUUUUCCUAUAAAGUUUAAACAUAAACCAAGUCCAUCAGAUCAAACAAUAACACAUCACAAUAUGGCUCCUUCACAUUACUUCCUCAUUCUCAUUUUGUUCUCUUUCAUUAUCGUUAUCUCAUCCUCAAAUAGCUUCACUCCAUCGCGUCACCCAUUUGAUCCCUUAACCGAGACCGAACUCAAACUCGUCCGAACCAUCAUCAACAAAUCGUACCCCGUUGGUCCGAGCCACAAGUUCACUUUCCAAUACGUUGGUCUCAACGAACCCGACAAGUCUCUAGUCUUGUCUUGGUACUCAUCACGGAACCACGCCAUCAAACCACCGCCACGUCAAGCGUUCGUCAUCGCUCGAGACAAAGGCAAGACCCGAGAGAUAGUCGUCGACUUCUCCUCUCGAGCCAUCGUCUCGGACAAGAUCCGCGUAGGAAAUGGUUACCCUAUGCUCACAAACGACGAGCAAGAAACAUCCUCCGACAUCGUCUUCAAGUUCAAGCCGUUUCUCCACUCCGUUGCGAGACGCCGCUUGAACGUUUCGGAGAUCGUGUUCACCACGUCAACCAUUGGAUGGUACGGCGAAUCUAAGGCCAAGACGGAGAGAGUUAUCAGAAUGAUGCCGUUUUAUCUUGACGGCACAGUUAAUAUGUAUCUUAAACCUAUCGAAGGAAUGACGAUAAUAGUUAACCUUGACCAGAUGAAGGUAACGGAGUUUAAAGAUAGGUUAAUAGUUACUAUGCCUAAGGCUAACGAAACGGAGUACCGUAUCUCAAAGCUUAAACCUCCGUUUGGGCCGACGCUUCGUAACGCCGUCCUUGUGCAACCUAAUGGUCCAGGAUUCAAGAUCGAUGGACACACCGUGAGAUGGGCAAACUGGGAGUUUCACUUAUCCUUCGACGUUCGAGCUGGUAUCGUCAUCUCCCUCGCGUCCAUAUUCGACACGGAAGUAAACAAAUACCGACAAGUCCUAUACAAAGGUCACUUGUCGGAGAUGUUCAUACCUUACAUGGAUCCAACUGAUGAUUGGUAUUUCAUUACUUAUCUUGAUUGUGGCGAUUUCGGAUGUGGUCAAUGCGCCGUGUCUCUUGAACCGUACACUGAUUGUCCAGCGGGUGCAGUUUUUAUGGACGGGGUUUUUGCUGGUCAAGAUGGAACUCCCGCAAAAAUCCCAAAUGCUAUAUGCAUUUUCGAAAAGUAUGCUGGUGAUAUCAUGUGGAGACAUACGGAAGCUGAAAUCCCAAACUUAGAAAUUACGGAGGUUAGACCGGACGUGAGUCUUGUAGCUCGGAUUGUGACGACCGUGGGAAACUAUGACUAUAUAGUUGAUUAUGAGUUCAAGCCUAGUGGUUCCAUCAAAAUGGGGGUCGGACUAACCGGUGUUUUAGAAGUCAAACCGGUAAAAUAUAUUCACACGUCCGAAAUCAAAGUAGGAGAGGACAUACACGGGACAAUUGUCGCCGACAACACCGUCGGUGUUAACCACGACCAUUUCGUGACAUUCCGUCUUGAUCUUGACAUUGAUGGUAAGGACAAUUCCUUUGUCCGUAACGAGCUUGUGACCAAGAGGACUCCAAAAUCUGUUAACACGCCAAGGAAAAGCUAUUGGUCAUCGAGGCCAAAGACGGCCAAGACCGAGGCAGAGGCUAGGGUGAAACUAGGGUUAAAAACGGAGGAGCUGGUGGUGGUUAACCCUAACCGGAAAACGAAACAUGGAAAUGAAGUUGGAUACCGUUUACUUCAUGGAUCCGCUGCUGGCCCUCUUCUGGCUCAAGAUGAUUUCCCACAGAUUCGAGCUGCAUUUACCAACUAUAACGUGUGGAUCACUCCAUACAACAGAUCUGAGGUUUGGGCAGGUGGUUUGUACGCUGACAGGAGCCAAGGUGACGAUACGUUGGCCGUGUGGUCUCAAAGGAAUAGGAAAAUAGAGAAUAAAGAUAUAGUGAUGUGGUACACUGUCGGUUUCCACCAUGUCCCUAGUCAGGAAGAUUACCCUACGAUGCCUACUUUAUCUGGUGGCUUUGAGCUCCGACCGACCAACUUCUUCGAGCGAAACCCUGUCCUCAAGACCAAACCCGUCAAAGUCACCACAGCUCGACAGUGCAUUCCUAAACACGAUUAGUAAACAACUUAAUCAUAUCAUUGAUGAAUUUGUUCUACUUGAUUAUGGACUGUUUUAAAAAUUCGAGAAAUAAUAAUGUGGUCGUUUCAAAUAAAUUGCGUUUAUAUA